Rotaria sp. Silwood1 is the source of this 8571-nucleotide messenger RNA. The record is from the annotation of a GenBank genome assembly. NCBI's taxonomy places the organism in Eukaryota, Metazoa, Rotifera, Eurotatoria, Philodinida, Philodinidae.
AUGAUUGUUGUUGUUAAUUUAUGUUUUAAAGGUGAACGUGAUGGUCCUUUACAUUUUGUUGAUUCAAGUAAAGCACCUACACCUGCAUCACGUUAUGGUGGUUAUUAUUCAAUAUAUCAUCCUCAGAAUUAUUCAGGAUCAAUAACACCAUUAAAUUAUCAAUCUCAUCCAUUUGAAAUGAUGCAUCUUGAAAGUCUAAGAGAAAAAUUAAAUAGAUUAUCACGUGAUAAAGCUGAUCUCGAUGAUCCAUAUGGUACAUUAUCGAAGCAACGAAGUACAGAUAUGGAUGAAGGACGAAUAACGCCAAAAGCUAGUUCGGAAUUUCCAUCAAAAAAAUCUUCAACAAAAUUAGGUGAUUUUGGUAUUGUUAAUAUUGUUCAAGAAGUAACACCAACAUUACCUGAUAAUCAACCAAAUCUAACAUUAAUUCAAUCAGAUAUAAAUGAAAAACCAACACCUACACAACAAUUAGUUGAACAAACUGUUCAAACACUAGAUGAUAUACCACCUAUACGUGCUAAUCAACCACCUGUAAGUGAACGUUUAAUAAAGUCGAAAAUAAUACCCGAACCAGCACGUGCAUUAGCUAAUGCACUUAAACAUGCUGUUGUUAGACCAUUAAAAAAAACGAUAAUAAAGAAAAAAUCUUUUGAUGGAAAUCUACCUGAACAACAUAUAACUCGUUCUCAUCCACCUAUUGUUCAUUCAUUAUCUCAACCAUCAUCAAUACUUAUUGAAAAUCAUGAUCAACAAUUAAAUGAAAUAUCGAUUGAUUCAAAUGAAUCAACAAGUGCAAUUACAUUAAUAUCACCAAUUAAACCACCACGUUUAAGUGAUGAAUCAGGUUCAUCAUCAUCUAUUGAAGUUAGUUCACCACCACCAGCAAAACCACCAAGACAUUUUUCUUUAUAUAAAAAUGACAUUGAUGAUAAUGUAAUACAAGAAACAAAUGAUGUUGUUAAAAAAGUUUUAAAUAUUGUUGAUACAUUUGAUAAUAUACAACAGCAAAAUAAUAAUGAUACAAAUAUUUUACGACAAUCAUUAUUAAAUCCAAAUCAAUCAAUUAAUUGUAAAGUAUCGGAUAGUUUAAAAAAUAUUGACACAUUUUCUGUUCAACCAAUAUCUAUUGCAAUAAAUACUGAUCUUCCAUUAAUAACAAAAUCUUUUGAUAAUAAUAUAGAUAAACCAAUGACAAUCAAAUCAUUUUCAUUGUCUACUAAACAAUCGAAUAGUUUAGAGAAAUCAAUAAAUGAAAUCAUUCCAAUUGAAAUAAGUCAAUUGGCCAAAGAAGUAACAGAAAAUAUUUUACAAGAAGUUGAAAAACAAACAAAAGUAACAAAUGUUGAUUCAACUAUAAAUAAUAACCAACAAAUUUUAUUUGAUAAACUUUCACAAUUGAAACAAGAACAAACAAAUAAAAAAUUUUGUGAUAAUACACCAUCAGUUUUUCAUUCUAAAAUUACAACUCACAUAUUACCCACUCAGACUACAUCACGUCCACUUGUGUUUGUUUCGUUGAGUUCUUCGUCUAAUCCUACUAAAACAAAUUUGCCAUUACUUGAUAUUGUUACAACAAAACCAACACCUUUAUUCACAACUUCAGUCACAGUCACGAGUCCAUCAACGUCUAUCCUUUCAUCAACAACAACAAUUACUAAUACUAACGAGGAAUUAAAUAACACAUCAACAUUAAUCUCUAAUAGUAAUAAAACUUCUAAUCAUACAAAUGUAUUACAAACUAAUAGUAAACCAGAUACUGUUGAUUCAAAUGAUCCAACAACACACGAUAAUACAAUAUUUUUACCACAAAAUGUUGGUAAUACAACAUCAAUUUGUUCGUUUCUAUCUGAUUAUGAUAAUUUACGUGGUUCGAACGGAAGUUUAAAUUAUGAUAAUCAACAAACACAAAUCUUACCAUCAAUUAUUCCUUCAUCAUCAGAAACCAUGUCAUCAACAGCAUCGUCAUCAAUGACAACAAUCUAUCAAAGUUUUGAUAAUUUUCCAUCAUUAUCAUUAUCAUCAUCAGCAACAAGUCCAACAUAUGUAUCAGCAGUUAGUACAUUUAAUACAGGUGGUACAACAACACCACAACAUUUAGGUUCUGAUAUAAGUGAUGAAGAACUUGUUGAAUCAUUUGAUAGUGAAAAUUCACCUCAAGCUUCGACGCCUAAAAUUGAAAUAAUUGAAGAUAAUAGCGAACCGAUUGAUGAAUGCGAUAUGACAUUUCUUACUGAAGUUCUUGCUCAAUACAAUCAGAGUCUUCAUCAUCAAGGUUUGCAUAAUUUCGGAACAACAAAUGUUCAAUCAUCAUUUGAUAGAGAAGCUACGCUUGCCAGCAAAGUAGAAGAAUCGCCGUUAUCAUCAUUAUCAUCAGCAUCAGAAUCAUUAUCAUUAUUAAUCUCUGUUUCUUCUGCUUCUUCCUCUACUACUUUUCCUUCUUUUCCUUUUCAUAUCACUACUAAAACAUCAUCUAAAUUUUCAUCGAACAUGCCAAAUAAAACUUCCAAUAUAACAUUUCAAAAUUUUAAUAAUAUUUCAUCAACAAUAACAAAUCUAAACGAAGAUAAUCCAAUAAAUAAUAAUCAACAAGAAAAAAAAGAUUCAAAUAUUAAUUUACAGUCACCAAUACAUCAACGUCGUUUACCAUUACCAGAUAAAUUAACAUUUGAACAAAAUAUAACAAAUCUUAUUGAAAAAGAAUCUCCAUUAUUACAAUCAGAAUUACUAACUACUGAACAUGAAUUAUCUGUAUUUCGUUCACGUUUAGCUGUUAAUGAAGGUGUUACAGCUGUAACAGGUACAAUACUUGAAUCACUUAAAGGACACUUUGAAUCGAAUCAUAAAACAGAUAGUACAACAUCACCGAUUGAUAAAUAUAAAACAAAUAUUCUUCAACAUUCUUUGUCUAUUCAAACAUCACCAAUUACAGAAAAAUUGCCAGAAUUAAUUGAAAUACAUUAUGAUGCUGAAUCACCUAAAAGUCCAUAUAUACUUGUUAAAGCAGUAAAUUCUUUUUGGAUUGCACAACAAAUAGAUGAUUCCGAAGUAGAAAAACGUUUAAAGAAAUUCUCAUCACCAGUUAUGAAACGUGCUGCUAUUAAACUACCGGAUGCAUUUCAUAUAGAUAAUUAUAAUUCAGAUGAUGAAGAAAUUUUUAAAGAAAAAUUAAAUGAAGAAACUCUUUCAUCUUUAAUUCCCAAAACACCAACAAAUAUUGACGAAGAAAAUAAACCUAAUGAUUUAAUAUCCGAAGAAAAUGUAAGUUCAACAACCGUUCCACAUGCACAAUUAGGAGAAAUGAAAAAAAUACAUUCAUCAUCAUUGCAUCAAGAUAAUGAUCAAUUUGAAAAAUUUGAUGAUAAAAUUGAUGAAAUUUAUUCAAUUAUUGAUUAUUUAAAACAUAAUAAAUUCACAUUAACUAUUUUAAAUAAUCUUCAUAUGAAAUUAAAUGAUUUAAAAUUACUUCUUCAUUAUAUUCAUUUAACUAAACAAGAUGAAUUACGUAUUGAAUAUGAAUUAGAUGAAUUAGAAAAUUCUUUUAAUAAAACAUCUAAACAUGAUGAUUAUAAUUUUAUUGAAUUAUUUGAACAAAAUCUUCGUGAAUUACAAUAUAUUGUUCAAGAAAUAAAAAUUUUCAAAUCUGAAGCACAAGAAAAUCUUAUAACACAAUUCGAACCCAUAAAAAAUACUAAUGGUAAAGAUAUUUUAAAUAAACCAUUAGUCACAUCAAAAACAACAUAUAAUCGUCUUAUACCAGAAAAUCCCGUUGUAACAAGUGAUAUCUUUUUUGAAAGGAAUAAAAUAUUAAAACAAAAAAAAAUUUCUCCAACAAAUCCUACUCGUUUAAUACCUGAAGAUGCUCGAAUAAGUGCUUCAAGUUUUUAUGAAGGUGAUAUACAUCGUUCAUUAUAUCAACAUGCAGAACCAGAAAAACAAAUCGAUUAUACAAAUAAAAAGAAAACUCUUAUACCUGAAAAACCUUAUAUAUCAUUUGAAAAUUUUUAUGAAGGUGAUCCACAACGUUCAAUGUUUAUUGAGCGUCCAUUAUUAAUACAUGCUGAAUCUUUAUCAUCAUCAGUAUCAUCACCAAUAUCAAUUGAUAAUCUUCGAGCAAUUAUGAGUGAUUUAAUGCUUGUUGCAUCAUGGUCAAAAAAACCAACAAAAAUAAUAACUCAACAAACAAAACCUAAUGUUGAAGUUCAUGCUGAAUCAUUUAUCACAACUGAAAAACGGCAUUCUAAAUUAUGCGAAAUUACACAUGACAUUGAAAGAUUCCCACUAUCACAUCCUUCAAUAUUAAUCGAAGAACAAGAUACAACAUUGCCAGAAUAUAUAGAAUUACAUGAAGAACAAAUUAUUGAAUCUUCUCAAAUGCCUGAACAAGAAGAAAAUUUAAAUGAUAUGAUUAUUAUUGAAAAACCUCUAAAUGAAGAUCAAUCAAAUCCAAUAUCAAAUGAUACUGAAUUUAUCAUUGUAUCUUCUCCAUCAUUCAAAGAAGACUAUGAACAACAAUUAAUUAUUAAACCUUAUCCUUCUGAUCAUGUGGAAUCAAAUAUCGAUGAAAAUAUUUUAAUGUCUUCACCUGUGAUUGAAAUUAGUACCGGACAAAUCGAAAAUGAUUCUUUUAAUAAUGAACAAGAAGAUAUCAAUGAAGAAAAUUUACAUGGUUUUCAAUCGGUUCCGUUCUAUAAUGAAGAUUAUAGAAAAUUAUCGAAUUCACCAGUAACAUCUCAUGUACAACGUUCAAAUAUUAUUUCUAAAACUAUAACAUCUUAUCAUGAUGAAGAGGAAAGACAAGAAGAAGAAGAUAUUGAAGAAAGUAAUUUUCGUCCUACACAUCUUGAUAUAUAUUUUGAAGAGCAAAUACAAUAUGAAAAUCUUCUUAUUGAAACAUCAAAUAAUCUUGUUGAACACAUUUUAAAUGAGGCUAUUUCAGAACUAAUUGAAUAUGAACAAAAUUAUUUAUAUUAUCAAGCAGCAGUUCAAAUUGUUAAUGAUGUUAUUGAAAAUAUUAUUCGAAACUAUGAUAAUGAAUUUAAUUUAAUUGAAUCAACAUCCAUUAGUAGUAGUAGUACAAGUAGUGAUAAUGAAAUAAAAGAAGAAAAUGAUGAAUAUAAUGAUGAAUAUUUAUCGUCAUCUGAUGACGAAGAAAAUGAGAAACUAAUUCCACAAAUAUCUGAUCAACCAUAUUUAUUUGUUUCUGAUGUAAUUACAUCAAAAUCAACUCAAGAACUUGGUAAUCUUAUACAAGAAUUACAAACACUUGAACAUAAAAUUGAUCAUAUUCAUUCAUUAUCAUCAUCAUCAUCUUCAUCAUCAUCAAGUUUAUCAGACAAUGAUCAAAUACAAUCAUAUGACAUAUCUAUUCCUCAAGUAGUUAAAACAAAAUCAAUUAAUGAAUUAACAAAUCUUGUUACUGAAUUAGAACAUAUUGAAGAAGAACUUGAAGAUAAACUUGAUGAACCAUUAAAUAUAGAUAAAUCACCAAUAUCAUCAAAAUCAUUUAAUGAACUUGGUGGUUUAAUUAAUGAAUUAAACGAUGUUUCAAAACAAUUAAAUAAUCGUAUACAUGAAGAAAUCUUUACCUCAACAAAUAUUGAAUCAUUAUCACAAGAUAUAGUUAAAUAUCGUCGUGAUUCACAAUCAAAUGGAACUAUUCCUAAUGCACAUAAAAAAGAACAACAAUCAUUAAAUUCAACAAUAUAUGAACAAGAUUUUGAGAGUAUAAAACCAACAUUAACUAAUGGUGUUGAUCAAAUUUAUGAUCAAUUACAAAAAGAACAAAUUGAAAAUCAAGUUGUAAAAGUUUUGGUUGAUAAUAUUCUUAAAGAAGCACUAGCUAUUAUGUUAUUCGAGUUAUCAUCAAAUGUAUCUCAGACAAUUGCCAAAUCUGUUCCAACAAUUAUCGUCGAUGAAUAUCCUAAACCAUGUCAUAAAUCAUCAGUAACAAGCAUAUCGGAUGAUUUAGAAAUAUCCCAUGAAGAAUAUGCAGUUGAUAGAACAAUAGAAUUAGCUGCACAAUUGGAUUACCUUCAACGUAUGUCACGUUAUGAAAAAUUAACAAAUGAACAAGAAAAAAUAGAAAAUUCUCCAAUUACUCAAGAAGAUUCAUUUAUUCAUACAAAUUCUAAUGAUGAUGAUGAAGAAUUUAAAUCAACCAAUGAUUUAAGUAUAACUCAUGAAAAACAUCCAUCAUCUAAUGAAAAUAAUCUUGAUAAAUUAUUAAUUCAAGCUGAAGAGCAAUCUCAGACAAAUAUUAUUCAUGAUUCAAUGAUAAGAAGUAAAGAUUCUAUAAAUCAACAUUCGACGGAUUCACUUGAUUAUCAUUCAACUGAAAUUGAACCAAAUCAAUCAUCUACUCAACGAACAACUAGUGAAAAUAGUCUUCAUAGUGCAUCAUCAAUACAUACUUAUGAUAGUCAUUCUUUAUCAACUUCCUAUUUAAUUGAUAAUAAAGAUAAUAAUCAAGAAAAUUUAUUUGAUUAUGUUAAAUCAUUUAUUAACAAACAAGUAGAAAUCGUACAUGAGACAAUAGAAGAUCAAAUUAAACAACGAACUAGUCAAUCAAAUAUAAAUGAUAAUCAACGAAUAGAUAAUAGUGAAAAAGAAUUUUUAACAAUACAACAACAUUUUCAAUCAGCUUAUGAUUUACAUGAUGAAGAAAAAAGUAAACUUGUUCGUAGUCCUGAACUUUAUAAUAUGAAAUAUGCUAUUAAACAUAAUCAUCGUGCAUUAUUAACAAAUUCACAAAUACAACAUCGUACAUUAUCAGAAUCAGCAUUAAUUACUGAUGAUUCAAAACAUCAAAAUUUAUCAACAAGUAAUCAAGUAUCAAGUGAAUUUUUAACAACAAUAUCGAAAGAUAAUUCAUUAGAAUCAAUGCAACAACAACAACGUAUUUCGACACCAUUUGAUGAUGUUAUUGAAAAAGAAUCAAGUCCAGAACAUUCAGAAUCAUAUAAUAUACCAAUAUCAGCUUUUUCUGAUGCAUUAGAACCAACUAGUAGUUGUCAACGUCCAUUAGCAUUUUGUCUAUCUCAACAACAACAAAUAAUAACUGAAGCAGAUUAUCAUAGAGUUGCAAAUGAUUUAGUAAAUCAAGUAUUACAAAAUGUCAUUACAGAAUUGACUAGCGAACAAGAUGACACAUCUACAAGUAAUAAAAGUGAUAAAUUAUCUUCAAGUAGUACAUCAUCUGAUAAUGAUGAUGAACUUUGUGAACAAGAUGAUGACAAUAUACAAAACUUAUUAUCAAAUUCAUCAAACUUAAAAACUUUUCCUCAUGUAUCAUUUGGAAAAGUCUUACGUCGUGCUCAAACUGAUACCGAACAUUUUGAGAUCAUUCAAAGUCCAAAUGCACGAAUUCCAUCACUUAUUCGUCGUAAUUCUCAAUCGGAUACUGAAACAUAUUUUCGUACAAUAUCAUCAUCAAUUGAUAAUUCUACACAAAUAAAAGCUCCAUAUGAUAAUUCAAGUUCGGAUGAAAAAUCUACAAAUAAAAAUUCUACACUAUCAAUUCAUCAAAAUGAAAAAUAUUCAGGUGAAGGUGAAGAAAGUAGUGCAGGACCAAAACGAAAUAUACAACGAAGAAAACGUUCAAAUGAUACAAUGAAUAUAAAUGAAUCACCUGGAGUAAAGAUCCUUCCAUUUAAAUAUGAAUUUAAUGAUAAUUUCAAACGACAAGACAGUCUUGAGUCACCAUCCAAAGAUUCAAAUGACAAAUUAAUUCUUAAAAUUUUACACGAAGGAAUACUUCGUACUAAUUUAAAAUCAUUUGAAACAGAUGUAGAUUUCAUGAAUCAACAAGAAGAAAAUGUUCAUGAACAAAUUUAUUCAUCAACAACUAAAAAACUUUCACCUUAUUAUGAUUAUGAUGCUGGAAGUGAAGCUGAACGUGAUGAUUUAAAAAUUUGUUCUUCUAAACAUAGUGAAUUUGUUUUACCAACAUUUCCUAAUGAAUUUAAUUAUAAUAAUUUACAAAAUUUUAAAUCUGGUAGUCGCCCUAUUAUAAAUGUAUCAUCGUCAAUAGAAUUAAAUGAAAUAUCUUCUUCGAUUGAUAUUGAUAUUAAAAAUCUUCUUGAUGAUUUAAUUGAAUCAAUAAAUGAUGGUUUACCAAUAUCAAUAUCAAGUGAACCAUUAUCAUCACAAUCAGAUGCAACAACAGUUAUAUUUAAUUCAAAUAAAAAUUCAAUGGAUGAUGAAGAAAAUCUUGAAAAAUAUUCUUUUGUAUCUAGUCAUGAUUUACAUCAAAAUGAUAAACAAUGUUUAACAAUACCAAUAUCAAGUUCAUCCUCAUCAUCAUCUCCAACGCAAUCUGUGAUAUAUUAUCAGCAAGAUCGUUCAGCAAAAAUAAGAAAUAAUUUAACUUCUUUUGUAAAUACAAAUCCUAAAAAACAAUCAUCAAUACCAUCAUUUUCGAAUAUGCAAUUAAUCAGUCAUAAUACUAAAACAAAAUUCCGCUCAUAUCCCGGUUCAUUAGGAGGUGCUCAUAUACCUCCCUCUAUCGAAUCUAUCCUCAACGAUUAUUGUUCAACGACAACAACAUCUACUACUUUUAAAAGUAGUAACUAA